This is a messenger RNA of Suillus plorans, 816 nucleotides long. RefSeq lists its product as uncharacterized. NCBI's taxonomy places the organism in Eukaryota, Fungi, Basidiomycota, Agaricomycetes, Boletales, Suillaceae. The record is from RefSeq and is a predicted model, not a curated record. Bases 1 to 816 code for a protein of 271 amino acids. The transcript has 3 exons.
AUGGCGCACAUCGAACCAGACUUCAACUCUGCCACCUUUGACGGAAUCAGAAACCGGAUCAUCGGAAACUCACAACUUACCCACGAAGAAGCAGCCAACGAACUGUCCAAUGGAUGGAAACAAGACCGAGACAUCCACGUCGCAGCAUGGACAGCGCAAUCCAAUGAAGAGACGCGUUUAGCAAACGAAGCAGCCCAAGCAGAGCAGGCGCGCGCAGAACAGGAGAAGCGAGCCUUAGAGCAGGAGGCCGAGAAGGAGCGCCGGGAGACAGAGAAAAAGAAGCCAAAGAUCAAUGACUUCAAGGCAGGCAUCUCUGUUGGUGACUCCCUUACUCACCGCCCCUCCCAGUACGCCAUACACAAGCUCAAGUCCUACGAAUACGUGGAGCUGUGGUACUUUAGCCCAGACGGUUGCAAAGAGGCAGCUGACGAGGCAAAGUCUUCAGCCGACAACACCUUCGGCUUCACGAAAGUCGACGACUUCAUAGCCCUAAAGCCGGUCGCAUCAUUCAGACCCUCCCGCAAAGUCAUCCAAGACCACAGCUUGGAGUGGCGACAAUUCGACAUGGCGAAAAACAGCUUCCUCCUCCAGAUCAACAGACUCGGAUGGCCCAAAAAGCACCAACGGGCUAUCACGAUGUUUUUCAUGAACAUUGUCUCCCACCCACAGUGUGCCGAACCGUUUGGCGAGCAAGCAUUACUGCUCUACGCUGCUCGUGUUAUUUUCAACUCAACUCUUUUGAAAAACCUGGCCGAAGAGGUGUGGAACAAAGUUCACCUUGACAGUCUCACUGAGGUUCAUCGUCCCGUCUCGUGA